This is a messenger RNA of Kickxella alabastrina, 240 nucleotides long. RefSeq lists its product as uncharacterized. Gene Ontology annotation, molecular function: DNA-binding transcription factor activity, RNA polymerase II-specific; RNA polymerase II cis-regulatory region sequence-specific DNA binding. The record is from RefSeq and is a predicted model, not a curated record. The annotation marks the transcript as partial. NCBI's taxonomy places the organism in Eukaryota, Fungi, Kickxellomycota, Kickxellomycetes, Kickxellales, Kickxellaceae. Gene Ontology annotation, cellular component: transcription regulator complex; PcG protein complex. The transcript has a single exon. Gene Ontology annotation, biological process: regulation of transcription by RNA polymerase II.
UCUUUCUCGUUGUGUGCCUCUUCGCCCACAGCCAGUGCAUCGCUGUCCGAGCCGGCAAGUGCCAAGAGCACAGGCAAGCGCAAGUACAGGUGCGCGUUUAACGGCUGUGGCAAGGCGUUCACCACGAGCGGCCAUCUGGCGCGCCACCAGCGGAUCCACACGGGCGAGAAAAACUUUGGCUGCCUAUACCCCGGCUGCUCAAGCCGUUUCUCGCGCCAGGACAACAUGAUGCAGCACUAC